CUCUAGCUAUCUUCUUUCCAACAUUUUUCUCUCCUCCCUCCUCCCUCAUCUCCACCCCCCACCCCCUCACCAAGGAAGGAAUUGGCCAGCUCCACCCAGCCGCCCCCCCCAUAGCUCCACCCCCAAGUUGGCAGGCCAAGAGUUAACAGCUGCACCUGUUGAGGUAUACCUGCUGUCGCGGGCACCUGUACCUGUAGCCAAUCAGCACCAGCGCUGCCAGGAACCUACCUGUCAGCAGAAUCCCGACGCUGAAAUCUCAACAUAAAUCAAACACUUCCCUGGGCAGGGAAUGUCUGUGUCAGGCGAGAAUUAGAGAAGAGCGGUCAGCAGAGCCUCGGUGCCCCGUGCCGAUUGUUCAAGCCUGGGAGCCUGGGAGCCUGGGAGCAGGAAGAUGUCGAAUGAACUUGAUUUCAGAUCUGUGCGGCUACUAAAGAACGACCCAGUUAACUUCCAGAAGUUCCCCUACACUAAUGAGGAUGAAGCCUGGAAGACCUACCUGGAAAACCCCUUGACAGCUGCCACGAAGGCCAUGAUGAGAGUCAACGGAGAUGAUGACAGCGUUGCGGCCCUGAGCUUCCUCUACGAUUACUACAUGGGCCCCAAGGAGAAGCGGAUACUAUCCUCUAGCACUGGGGGCCGGAACGAGCAAGGAAAGAGGUACUACCAUGGCAUGGAAUAUGAGAUGGACCUCGCCCCCCUUGAAAGUCCCACACACCUCAUGAAAUUCUUGACAGAGAACGUGUCUGGAACCCCAGAGUACCCAGAUGUGCUCAGGAAGAAUAACCUAAUGAGCUUGGAGGGGGUUGUGCCCACCCCAGGCAAGGCAGCCCUCCUCCCGCCAGGCCCCAGCAAGCUGGAAGCUGGCUCUGUGGACAGCUACCUGCUGCCCACCAAUGAUGUGUAUGAUAACGGCUCCCUCAACUCCUUGUUUGAGAGCAUUCAUGCAGUGCCUCCCACACAGCGCUGGCAGCCUGACAGCACCUUCAAAGAUGACCCACAGGAGUCGCUGCUCUUCCCAGAUAUCCUGAAAACGUCCCCAGAACCCACGUGUCCAGAGGACUAUCUGAGCCCCAAAAGUGACUUUGAGUACACCCUGGGCUCCCCCAAAGCCAUCCACAUCAAAUCGGGCGAGUCGCCCAUGGCCUACCUCAACAAGGGCCAGUUCUACCCUGUCACCCUGCGGACCCCAGCAGGUGGCAAAGGCCUUGCCUUGUCCUCCAACAAAGUCAAGAGUGUGGUGAUGGUUGUCUUCGACAAUGAGAAGGUCCCAGUGGAGCAGCUGCGGUUCUGGAAGCACUGGCAUUCCCGGCAACCCACUGCCAAGCAACGGGUGAUCGACGUGGCUGACUGCAAAGAAAACUUCAACACUGUGCAACACAUUGAAGAGGUGGCCUAUAAUGCAUUGUCCUUUGUGUGGAAUGUCAAUGAGGAGGCCAAGGUGUUCAUCGGCAUCAACUGCCUCAGUACAGAUUUCUCCUCGCAGAAGGGGGUGAAGGGUGUCCCCCUGAACCUGCAGAUUGACACCUAUGACUGUGGCUCAGGCACUGAGCGCCUGGUACACCGCGCUGUCUGCCAGAUCAAGAUCUUUUGUGACAAGGGAGCAGAAAGGAAGAUGCGGGAUGACGAGCGGAAGCAGUUUCGCAGGAAGGUCAAGUGCCCCGACUCCAGCACCAGUGGCGUCAAGGGCUCCCUGCUAUCCGGCUUUAGGGGCAAUGAGACCACCUACCUGCGGCCUGAGACAGACCUGGAGACCCCACCGGUGCUGUUCAUCCCCAAUGUGCACUUCUCCGGCCUGCAGCGCCCUGGAGGGGCGGUGCUCUCAGCAGGACACGGCAGCUCCAACAGGCUGCCUCUGAAGCGCACCUGCUCGCCCUUCACGGAGGAGUUUGAGCCUCUGCCCUCCAAACAGGCCAAGGAAGACGAUCUGCAGAGAGUUUUGUUGUAUGUGCGGCGGGAGACUGAGGAGGUGUUUGACGCCCUCAUGUUGAAGACCCCAGACCUGAAGGGGCUGAGGAAUGCGAUCUCUGAGAAGUAUGGGUUCCCGGAAGAGAACAUUUACAAAGUCUAUAAGAAAUGCAAGCGGGGAAUCUUGGUCAACAUGGACAACAACAUCAUCCAGCAUUACAGCAACCACGUCGCCUUCCUGCUGGACGUAGGGGAGCUGGACGGCAAGGUUCAGAUCAUCCUCCAGGAGCUGUAGAGCCUGAGCACUGACUCCCUCAGCCCUCUUGAAGUAGGCACCAGCCAGGAGCCAGCUGGGAAGGGGCCCCACGCCACACACAACCUCUCCUCAUGCCUCAGUGCUGUUACUUGAAUGCCUUCCCUGAAGGAAGAGGCCCUCGAGUCACAAACUCUGACAUCAAGGCCAGGAAGGGGCCUGGGAGGUGUCCUGAUCUGAACCCCCAUUAUGCUUGAAUCUACUCUCUGAACUUCCUGCCAGAGCCUGCCCAUCCAGAGACAGUGCCAUCUUGGUUAACAUGCCCAACAGACCAUUUCCGCCUCAAGUGACCCUUCUCUGCAGCUGAUCUCCUGCAGGCAGCCAGUCCAGGAGGGGGAAGUGGACCUGUGUCCCCAGGUGGACUUGACUCUUCAUCCCAUUCUUGAUGCUUCCAUCCACUUCAGACCAAGGAUUUCUCACCCUUUGGUCAGUUAGUUAACUUGAAAACUCUUGAUUUUCAGUGCAAAUGACUUUUAAAAGACACUGUCAUGGAGACACUCUCCUCACAGACUUCCCCAGUGCAGGAUGGGAAUCAGAGCGAUCGACGGGAACAAAGUGGCCUCUGUGUGAAAAGACCACCACGCCUGCUCACUGUUAUAUACAUUUCUUAUUUACAAUUUUCAUUUAUGUUAUAUAUAUAUAAGUAUAUAUUGUAUAUAUAUAUGCAACAUUUUAUAUUUUUCAUGGAUACAUUUUUAUCAUUUCAAAAAAUGUGUAUUUCACAUUUCUUGGACAUUUUU
This is a messenger RNA of Camelus dromedarius (Arabian camel), 2958 nucleotides long. RefSeq names its product grainyhead like transcription factor 3 (gene GRHL3). Gene Ontology annotation, cellular component: nucleus. Gene Ontology annotation, molecular function: DNA-binding transcription activator activity, RNA polymerase II-specific; RNA polymerase II cis-regulatory region sequence-specific DNA binding. Lineage: Eukaryota; Metazoa; Chordata; Mammalia; Artiodactyla; Camelidae. The record is from RefSeq and is a predicted model, not a curated record. Bases 392 to 2200 code for a protein of 602 amino acids. Gene Ontology annotation, biological process: regulation of transcription by RNA polymerase II. The transcript is spliced from 16 exons.